UUUUACUGCCGUUGUUAGUGCAUUAGUUUCGUUGAAUGAAAGUUUGUAAAAAAUCUUACUAGGUUUUAUAAUUAAUACACAGAAUGUCAGAAGACUUGAUUGGUAGUGAGGAUGAGCCAGAUUAUUCAGUUUUUGAAAACAAAACUGGCCUAGCAGAAGAUAUGAAGUUUCUGGCAAGUAUGCCAGAGCUGUGUGACGUUACCUUUUUAGUGGGAGAGACACGGGAACCAGUUUGCGCUGUGAAGGCCGUCCUAGCAGCAAGAAGCAGAGUGUUUCACAAAAUGUUGUAUGGACAACAACAACAAACUCUGCGAGAAAAUCCACAAAGAAAACGAGAAUCAAGCAAAGAAACAAAAUUAAAGCUAUUCCUUAAAAGAAGCAGUGAGCCAAUAUUGAAUAUUCAGUUUCCCCAGACUCCAGUAAAUGCUCACCAAACUUUGAUUGUGGAAGAGUUUGAACCGGAUGUCUUCCGACAGCUGAUUGAAUACAUUCACACAGGCUGUGUCACUCUGCAGGCUAGAACACUUCUCGGUCUAAUGAAUGCAGCUGACUAUUAUGGGCUGGAUGAACUGAGACGAGCAUGUAUGGGGUUUGUUCAGUGUUGCAUCAACGUAGACACUGUUUGUGCUCUGUUAUCAUCUGCUGAAAAGUACAUACAGUACAAAUGUACUAAAUCAUUAGUACAGAAGGUUCUUGAAUUUGUUGACAACCAUGGAAAUGAAGUUCUCAGUCUUGGAUCGUUUGCACUGCUUCCUCUGCAUGUGGUUCGACUGAUUCUGUCAAGAGAGGAGCUGAGGGCAGAUGAGUUGACUAAAUUUCAAGCAGCCAUGCACUGGAGCAAGAGGUAUUGUGACAACAUGGUGAGCAGUAAUUUGAGGGACACAAUGGCAAACUUUAUUGAGUGUAUUGAGUUCUAUAAGAUUCCUGCAAGUGUACUAAUGAAGGAAGUUCACCCACUGGGAGUAAUUCCUGAUCAUGUUAUAAUGAAUGCUUUAGCUUACCAAGCAGACCCUUCCAGUGUGGAUGUCAACAAACUGAGUUCCCCAAAUCGCUUCCGCCGGGCCAGCCUCCAGCCUACACACCUAUCAGGAGAGAUGGAUCCUAGUAUUUUGGCUUGUAUUAGUGCUGGAGCUCUGCCUCCCUUCCAGGAAGAGUCUGAAGAAACACGCAGCAAAAGCAAGCCAGUAGGAUGUAAAAGGGUCUUAAGGCCAUAUAGACGGAGUAAAACUGUGGCUGAAAGCUAAGAAGAUAUUAACGUAAAGAAAAUGGGAAAGGAUCCAAAUGUAUGUUCAACAUACUUAACAGUAAUAGAAAAAAGCAACCCAAGGGAGAUACCUUCUCCACCUGCAGGGAAUAUUGUUGUAAAAUUACACAUUGUAGAAGAAGGUCAAUGACAGCAGUGGAGCAGAUGAUAUCAAGAGUUUACGACCUCCCCAUGUUGAAUGAGAAUGUCCAGUCAUGUGGGUAGUGUUAGUCUCUAUGUGUAAACUUGACAUUUCCCAUUAAGUAAGAAGCAUUGCUACAAAGGAAAUUAAGCAAGUCAGUUGAUGGGAAGACAUCUGGA
Limulus polyphemus (Atlantic horseshoe crab) is the source of this 1564-nucleotide messenger RNA. Its product is annotated as serine-enriched protein-like. The transcript is spliced from 7 exons. The coding region runs from base 84 to 1244 and encodes 386 amino acids. The record is from RefSeq and is a predicted model, not a curated record. NCBI's taxonomy places the organism in Eukaryota, Metazoa, Arthropoda, Merostomata, Xiphosura, Limulidae. Gene Ontology annotation, molecular function: protein binding.